AUGCACAUUGCCAGUCUACCAGGUCUACCAGGUCUACCAGGUCUGCCAGGUCUACCAGGUCUACCAGGUCUAUCAGGUCUACCAGGUCUACCAGGUCUACCAGGUCUAUCAGGUCUGCCAGGUCUACCAGUCUGUCAGGUCUACAAGGUCUACCAGGUCUACCAGCUACCAGGUCUACCAGGUCUACCAGGUCUACCAGGUCUGCCAGGUCUACCAGGUCUGUCAGGUCUACCAGGUCUGCCAGGUCUACCAGGUCUGUCAGGUCUACCAGGUCUACCAGGUCUACCAGGUCUGUCAGCUUUACCAGGUCUACCAGGUCUUAAAGGUCUGUCAGGUCUGUUAGGUCUACCAGGUCUAUCAGGUCUACCAGGUCUACCAGGUCUAUCAGGUCUACCAGGUCUACCAGCUAGCACCAACCACAUCAUGGUCGGCACCCUGGAUCCACCUAGCAGAAACCACAUCAUGGUCAGUCCCUUGAUCCCAGCUAGCACCAACCACAUCAUGGUCGGCACCCUGGAUCCCACUAGCAGAAACCACAUCAUGUCAGCACGCUGGAUCCCAGCUAGCACCAACCACAUCAUGGUCAGCACGCUGGAUCCCAGCUAG
Molecule: messenger RNA, 606 nt
Organism: Coregonus clupeaformis (lake whitefish)
Lineage: Eukaryota; Metazoa; Chordata; Actinopteri; Salmoniformes; Salmonidae
Product: collagen alpha-2(IV) chain-like
Exons: 6
Coding region: 1-606 (201 amino acids)
Cellular component (GO): basement membrane
Source: RefSeq, a predicted model, not a curated record